AGCAGACAGACAUUGGACGCGUUGUGGCAGCUGCCGCGCGGUUAGCGCAAACGCAACAUCAAAACAUAUACUUACAAGUAGCGGCAAAAGUGGCAACGAGUACACAAUACACAAAGCCAAGCACAAUUGGGGAACAAAAAACGAAAAAUCUAGAGAUAUUCGCAUACACAAAAAAGUUGCAGCAAAAAGUAUUCGUGCCGGCAGAAGAAAAAACUUGUGAGCAAUAAAAAGACAGAGACGAUGAUGACGACGACAACGACGACGACGACUACUAGGACUACAACGAUGAUGGUGCUGAUGACGACCACAACAACGACAGCACAGCUACGAACAAGCGAUACCAACGAAAACAACACGAACAAGAGCAACAAUAAAGGCAACAGCAAAGGCAGACAUAGCGCUGGUGUUAGCGGCAACGACGAUGCGAAGGCAUUCACGAAGAAAAUCGUCGUCAUUCGCCGCUACAAAGCGAACGAAAGUCUCAACAAAGAGACAAAGUAAUGGAAAUGGCAAAAAACAGCAAGCAAAAACAAAAAAGCCUAAUAAACUUCAUGGAGCAGGGUCGAAGGAACUAAGGCGAAAUAAGCAACAGCAAGAAGAAUAAGAACUGCUUGUAAAUACAUUUAUAAAAGCCACACAGCACUGUAUUUAUGUUUA
This is a messenger RNA of Anastrepha obliqua, 657 nucleotides long. Its product is annotated as hybrid signal transduction protein dokA-like. The record is from RefSeq and is a predicted model, not a curated record. Bases 241 to 501 code for a protein of 86 amino acids. NCBI's taxonomy places the organism in Eukaryota, Metazoa, Arthropoda, Insecta, Diptera, Tephritidae. The transcript has 2 exons.